UCCUGUUUGACGCAGGGUGAGCUUUGAUGCUAGAACAGCAGGGAAAGGACGCGCUUCAUAAUGAGCGCCAUUAUCUCUCUUCGUUUUCAUAUUUUACUGUUUUCAGGACACACACCCACACACACAUGGUCCCUCCUUCACGUUUUGUCAGGAAUGUUCAUGUGUGUGUUGCAUUGAUAACGCGGGUGUGUGACAUGUGAGAGGACCGAUAUGGAGUAAACCUGCGCUGGGAAUGGAAACACGGUGAGGAGAGAAGAUUGACAUGGCGGACCCAGAGGUGUCAUCACAGAGCGGGGGCUACGAUGUGGAGCUGUUUGUGGACACUCCAGACUACGAUCUGAUCUGCACUAUAUGUCAGGGGGUCCUCAAGUGUCCAGUAAGAGCAGCGUGUCACCACAUCUUCUGCAAGAAAUGCAUCUUACAGUGGCUUAAGAGACAGGAGACAUGCCCCUGCUGCAGGAAGCCUGUAAACACAAGCCUUAUAUUUGUCAUGUUCAAGCUGAGCAAAUCUAUUGGCCGCCUGAAGAUCAAGUGUAAGAAUGAGAUCCGUGGUUGUGCAGAGACCUUCUCCCUUUCGGAGCAGUACUGCCACAGCAUGAGCUGUCUCUACGAGCUCAUCCCCUGUCCCUACCAGGGCUGCCGGGCGCAGCUCCUUCGCAGGGACCUGGACACUCAUGCACGCCACUGCGAACACUGGCGCCAGCCCUGCCACAUGGGCUGCGGGACGAUUCUCUCACACCGCACCCAGGCCCAGCACAACUGCUACAAGCAACUGAGGCAGGAGUAUGAAGUCAGACAGAGGAACCACAGGGCCAUCGCCACUGCCCUGCAGAGGAAGAUGAGGAGGAUGCAGAGUACCAUGACCCACAUGAAGAGGCAGAUAGGGCUGAUCUGCGAUAGCCUGGAGGUGAUGGACGACCUGCACGAGGUAGAAGAGGAGGACCUUGGAGAGAGCAGUGGAAGCUCGAGCGGGACUCCAAGUAGCAACACCAGCAACUGCUGAGGGAUUCCCUUAUUACUGCUGCUGCUGGUUGUUAUUUCUGCAUGUGUUUAUUUCUUUGAAAGUGUGUUUGUGUGUUUUAAAAUAUGUAGGUGGUAUAUGAUUAAAAAGAGUGAAUUUGUAACAUUUUUUGUGCUGUAGUUUCCUAUAUUUUGUUAAUAAAGUAUUUAAAACUGACAUUGUCAUCCUGACUUUCAUUCAGGAGAAAAAUGUGGAGACUUUUUUAUAUUUACCAGCUUUGCCUACAGAUGCCACUUGAGAUGAAUACUUAUUUUAAUACAAACAAUUACCAGACGUGUGCAAACAUAACCUACAUCUAACUCAUGACUAUGCUUUCCAGAACAUUUAAAGCACUCAGACAUGUAUUCAUAUUUCACAAGACUGUUUUUAUCUUCAUAUAAUGCAUUUGUUGUUUUUAUAUUUUUCUUUUAGGCUAUGACUAUUGAUAUCUGAUGAGCGAUGUAUCUUUUUAGACUAUUUGAGCUUCUAAC
Messenger RNA from Eleginops maclovinus (Patagonian blennie), 1491 nucleotides. RefSeq names its product ring finger protein 151 (gene rnf151). NCBI's taxonomy places the organism in Eukaryota, Metazoa, Chordata, Actinopteri, Perciformes, Eleginopidae. The transcript is spliced from 4 exons. Bases 263 to 1003 code for a protein of 246 amino acids. The record is from RefSeq and is a predicted model, not a curated record. Gene Ontology annotation, molecular function: zinc ion binding.